Molecule: messenger RNA, 700 nt
Organism: Plectropomus leopardus (leopard coralgrouper)
Lineage: Eukaryota; Metazoa; Chordata; Actinopteri; Perciformes; Serranidae
Product: nuclear transport factor 2-like
Biological process (GO): nucleocytoplasmic transport
Source: RefSeq, a predicted model, not a curated record
GGGUUUGUCAUGACACGGAGGAAGCGGGAACCCCAUCAUCCUCGGCUGGGUCUGUCUCAUUCCACGCUGGCUCGCACGCUAAUUAAAAAAAUCCGAAGCUUCACAGAUGGCUUGCGAGAAAGAAAUAUGGCAAAAGAUUGGAGAGGGCUUUGUCCAAGAAUAUUACAACCAGUUUGACAAUACCAACAGGGCAGGACUGGGUAAUCUCUAUUCUGCCGAGGCCUGUUUGACGUGGGAGGGAUCACCUUUUCAGGGGAGAGACGCCAUCGCUGGCAAAUUAGUAAGCUUGCCUUUCAAGCGUAUUAAGCACAUCAUCACAGAACAAGACUUCCAACCCACAAUAGAUAGUUGUAUCCUGAUCAUGGUGUUUGGACAGUUACAGGCAGAUGAAGAUCAACCAAUGCCCUUCCAUCAAGUGUUCAUGCUGAGGUCCCAUAACGGCUCGUGGGCCUGCACGAAUGACGUGUUCAGGUUGGGGAUUCACAACAUACCAGUGUAACUAACGAUCUGGAUUUGUUCGUUUACACACAUUGACAUCCAGCUCAGAGAGUCACACUAUGGUUGUGUUGUCAUUGAAAACACAAAAGACUACAUACAAAGUUACUCUGUGGUUACAGUACAUGUAUAAGCAUGCUAACUGCAUUAAAGCUGCAAUAUGUCAAAUUAAAUUCCUGUCCAAUAAAUAAAUUUAUAACUGAAA